CCUGUAAGAAGUGUAAGAAGGACGCAAGAUGGUGGUAUCCCGUGCGAACAUGUGAUUGGAUCAUGAAUGUUUUAUCUUUGAAAUCACUAGGAAGGAAUGGAAUGAAUGUCAUAUCGUUAUAACUAGGUAUUUCACCGUGUAUCAUGGGUGACAGAAACCCGGGUUGUGAAUUAGAUUUUGGUUGGUUAAACAGCGUUCAUGUAAAUCUGCCUGCCAUCAAAUGGCAUGCUACAUUAUUACAGUCCCGCCACUCUGUCAAAAAAGAAUGGCAGGCUGCGUGGCUCUUGCGUGCAAUAACCUGCAUUGAUCUGACAACACUUGGUGGUGAUGACACAGCAAGUAACAUAGCACGGCUUUGUGCAAAGGCAGCACAUCCGUUAUCAACUGAUCUUUUGGUAGCCCUUGGAUUUGAUGAAAAUGAUGAAAGGAUUACCACUGCUGCAGUGUGUGUGUAUCCUGCUCGUGUGGCUGAUGCCACAAGUAAUCUUAAGAAGCUGGGUGUGGCUGACAGGAUUCCUGUUGCAUCAGUUGCAACAGGCUUCCCUAGUGGUCAGUACUUACUGAGAACACGUUUGGAAGAAAUACGAACAGCCGUUGAAAAUGGCGCAACUGAGAUUGACAUAGUAAUAGAUCGCAGUUUGGCUUUAACUCAUCAAUGGGAAAAACUCUACCAAGAGAUCCAACAAAUGAAAGAAGCAUGCGGCCCGAAAGCUCACAUGAAGACCAUUCUAGCAGUCGGAGAGCUGGGUUCGCUGACCAAUGUAUACAAAGCUGCUCUUGUGGCUAUGAUGGCUGGUUCAGAUUUCAUUAAGACUUCUACAGGUAAAGAAGCAGUGAAUGCGACAUUACCAGUAGGUGUUGUUAUGUGCCGAGCAAUACGUAAUUAUUACCAGCGAGUUGGAUAUAAGGUUGGCUUUAAACCUGCUGGAGGUAUUCGUACAUCUAAAGAUGCCCUUAACUGGCUAAUCCUGAUGAAGGAAGAACUUGGAACAUCUUGGUUGUAUCCUGAUCUGUUUCGUAUUGGAGCUUCUGGCCUCUUGGGGGAUAUUGAAAGGCAGUUGUAUCACUACGUUACAGGGCGAUAUGCUGCACUCCAUGAGUUUUCAGUGUGCUAACCUAUAGUACAUUCUCGUUUCAUAAUAUGUAUGAAAUAGUGAAGGGCCCAGAUAAGGUAAAUCCUCCAUAUUGUGAAAUUCAGGGAAUCCCAUUAUUAGAGUUAGUUUUGUCCAAGUUUUAUAUAUAUGUGGCCUUUAUAUAUAUGGAAUAUAUCUUUUGGGGAUAUGGAAAUUUCUUUGUUGUAAGGUUUGUGCUUUAUGUAAAUUCAUUAUAUGGGAAAUUUAUUGUGUAAUCUAUAAACUGUAGUGGACAAAGUGCACAUACAUGGCUCCACCUUUUUACUCAGUUCGGUCUUGGCAGUGGCAACAGACAAAUUUCCCAGGUGUGUAGAUUGAGCUAUGAAAGUUUUGUAUUAUUGUUUUCACUAGGAAGGAAGUUAUGUAAGUUUUAAAGUGUUGGAUGAUAAAAAGACACCCGCUACUUUAUAAAUGUUCAGAAAAGAAGCUGUGAUCCAGAAUUUUUAUUAGACUAAAACUAGCAUCUGGAUGAUGAGUAUGAGAUUAAGAAACAGAGCAAGGGUAUUGGGAAGAGGUCAGCAUCAUUGUUGAUAAUUGCAUGAAUUGUUGAGUACACUCUGAACAGUUAGUUCCCUGCUAGUACUAAAUAACAGAGGUGUAAUUUGUGAAACACAUUGUGCUUAAUUUGUUAUGUAUGAUCAUUUUGAAUUUUCAAGUUUAAGUGAUUGUCAGUGUUGGGACUAGGGAACUUCAUAAUUUCACUUCAGUUCAUUUUUAAUUGUAACAUGAAAUAAAAAAUUGAAAAUACAGGGCAUUUUUAACAAUUACAGACAAGAACAAGGAUCUUAAUAAAGUUGUGCCUGUUUUUAAUUAAGUACCAUGUACUAUGCGGCCUGUGGGGGUAUGGGCCCACGCAUACCCAACCCCAGCACUAGAAGUAGGUGAGUGGUCAACUUCACGCCUAGGGAAAGAUCCCUCGUUACCAUUGGAGAGGAUGUGAUGUUGGCCUCAGUGCCAGUCUGGUUGUGGCUCAAACAAUCAUUGGCCCAACUGGGAAUGAACCCUGGAUGUCCAGCCUGUAGCCUUGUCAUUAUAUCUACAGUUACACCAGCUUUGAUUUUCAUAAUUGCUUUACAGUGCUUGCACCGUGUAUAUGUGGUGUACACGGUGCAAAAUCCCAGAAGACUGCCUUCUUCAUAGUCACUGCCGUGAAAGCCUCAAAUCUUACAUGGCAUUAAGUCGUUUUAAUUACAAUUUCUAAUGUUAAUUCAAAAAAUACUGGAAUUGCUUGGCAGAUAUCCAUGUGCAGCUAAAGCCUUAUAUCGUAUUAAUUCUCAAUGCCGAAUGCGCCGUUAAAAUGUUUAUAUUUUCCGCCGUAUGAAGUAAUUUAUCAUGAACCAAUGAGGAAAAAAAAAAAAGCACAGAUCAAAUCCAAAGAGGGAGCAAUUUCGGGUAGGCAUGUUGGUCGUAGAAUGGUUUUAGAAAUUUCCGUAUUUAUAAGACACCCAGUUUGUUUCUAAAUUUCUUACACAUCGAUUCCACAUUUAAUAAAAAAAAAA
Molecule: messenger RNA, 2632 nt
Organism: Cryptotermes secundus
Lineage: Eukaryota; Metazoa; Arthropoda; Insecta; Blattodea; Kalotermitidae
Gene: Dera
Product: deoxyribose-phosphate aldolase
Exons: 6
Coding region: 144-1115 (323 amino acids)
Biological process (GO): deoxyribonucleotide catabolic process; carbohydrate catabolic process
Cellular component (GO): cytoplasm
Molecular function (GO): deoxyribose-phosphate aldolase activity
Source: RefSeq, a predicted model, not a curated record